Molecule: messenger RNA, 552 nt
Organism: Miscanthus lutarioriparius
Lineage: Eukaryota; Viridiplantae; Streptophyta; Magnoliopsida; Poales; Poaceae
Source: the annotation of a GenBank genome assembly
AUGGCCAGCAGCACAAGCAGCUACCCUCUCGUGCUGCUCCUGCUGCUGGCGGCCACGGCCGCAGCCGCAGCCGCAGCAGCAGCCGCCACCGAGGCGUCCAUCGGCGGCGGCAACACGACCGCGACGUCGUCGUCGUCGCCGACGGCGUACGAGAUGCUGGAGCGGUACGACUUCCCGCGGGGGAUCCUACCGGCGGGGGUGUCCGGGUACGAGCUCCGCGGGGACGGCAGCUUCGAGGUGUACUUCCCGCGGCCCUGCGAGUUCCUGCUGGCGGGGACGUGGCUGGUCCGGUACGAGGCGCGCGUGCGGGGCUCCGUCGCGGCCGGGUCGCUCACGGCGCUUGAGGGGAUCAGCGUGAAGGUGCUCUUCCUGUGGCUCGGCGUCGGCGAGGUGGACCGCGCCGGGGACACGCUCAGCUUCUACAUCGGCCCCGUCGCCACCUCGUUCCCGCUCGAUGACUUUGCCGAGAGCCCGCGCUGCCGCGGCUAUGACUAUGAUGGCGCCGGCGCCGACGACGCCUUCUUCCUCCCGGCGGCGGCGGCAUCGUCGUGA